Messenger RNA from Mangifera indica (mango), 1351 nucleotides. RefSeq names its product peroxisomal membrane protein 11A-like. The transcript has a single exon. The coding region runs from base 317 to 1102 and encodes 261 amino acids. Gene Ontology annotation, biological process: regulation of peroxisome size; peroxisome fission. Lineage: Eukaryota; Viridiplantae; Streptophyta; Magnoliopsida; Sapindales; Anacardiaceae. The record is from RefSeq and is a predicted model, not a curated record. Gene Ontology annotation, cellular component: peroxisomal membrane.
GGAGAAUAAGUCCAUUGGUCAAAGAAAUAAUGAAAUAUCAAGUAUCAACCUUUCCAAUGUCAGGCUCGCUGUCGCAGCUUGUCAAGAUUGAUAGUGGCACGCAAAAGAAUGACCUUCAGGUUUUCUGUAAAAGCCAAAACGUCACCGCCUUUCUAAACAAUCUUAGAACGGCCGUGACAAACUGUUAAAAGUCAAACUCCUAUUGUAAAACGCUGCGUUUCAUUGACAAUGACGCUGAAUGACUCAUAGAAGUUUGUAAUGACCUUGUCCUUCACCCACGGAAAUCAGAAUCUUUCGCUCUGCAAACUGCAAUUCCAUGGAAUCUAAAGAUCUAACAGCUCCCGCUACCACAGCUUCGCAAACCUCCAAAAGCCCAAUUGAACCGAAAUCUAAUAACAGAGACUUCCUGAACCAUCUAGAAGCGUACCUGGCAAAACGCGAUGGUGUGGACAAGCUUCUCAAAAUCUCCAGAUAUGCAAGCAAGAUCAUUUUAGCCUCUUCAGUGCUCCCUGAAACUCUUACUUUGACAGGAAGACUCAAGAGCUUCGAGGCCAGUGUGGGACUGAGUCGUAAAGCCUUUCGACUGGGUAAAUUCAUUCAAGAUGUAAACGCUUUGCGGAAUUCCCAUAUAGAUUCCAGAGAAGACCUUUUUCUCUCUAUUAUUGCUUAUGGAGGCGAAGGUUUGUAUUAUUUUGUUGAACAGUUCAUUUGGUUGGCUAAGUCGGGAUUAAUCGAUGCUAAACACUCGCGUAAUUUACAAAAGAUUAGCGCUUGGGCUGAAUUUAUUGGUUAUAUUGGUAGUGUUAGCAUAAAAUUCAAGGAUUUGAAGAAGAUUAUAAAUGAAGAAGCGUGUUUGGCAUCGACUAUAGAGAUUGCGAUUACGAGAGGAAAUGGAUAUAGAGAAGAAGAGCAGAAGAUGAAGAAAUUGAGAGAAAAGAAGUUGAUGAAGAAACUUUCAAUUGUUCAAGAUUUGGCUGAUGGGUUGAUGGCUGUAGCUGAUAUUCGUGAUGGGAAGGGAAUCCUUUCGGCUCCGCUUUUUGUGGCCUCUGCGGGUCUUUUAUCGGCCAUCAUUAGUACUCAUAAGAAUUGGGUAUCUUGCUGAGUUUCACAAGGUACGGUUGUUUCAGAAUUUGGAAUUUGUUUCUUUUGUUGAAUUAUGAACUUUAUAAGCGAUAAUUUCAUAAUGCAGUUAUUCGAUUAUAGCUGCCUUUGUGACAGUGAUCAAGAGUGAGAGGAUUCUUGUACUGUUAGUGUAGGAUUAUAAAAUGUGAUGUGAACCCAUGUAAAUUUUUGGGUUCUCUUUAUGUCGUUUCAUUUCUCUGGAAUAAAACUACAGUUGCGCUGGGAUCCA